Cyphomyrmex costatus is the source of this 2082-nucleotide messenger RNA. RefSeq lists its product as uncharacterized. NCBI's taxonomy places the organism in Eukaryota, Metazoa, Arthropoda, Insecta, Hymenoptera, Formicidae. The record is from RefSeq and is a predicted model, not a curated record. The coding region runs from base 1 to 2082 and encodes 693 amino acids. The transcript is spliced from 3 exons.
AUGUCUUUGAAUGCCAAUGAACGUAUAAGCAAUAUAGAGAUUGAUGAUGUUUGUACAAUAACUAGGAUUGAACAGUCUGAAUGUAAUGAAGACUUAAAUAGAACAGUAAUUGGAAAUCAGGAGACUGAAAGUCAUUACAAAAGUCAUCAAGACUGCCAAGCUGCUAUACAAAAGAAUGAACUAAAUCCUUUUAGUUUAAAUGACAUAAGCUCAUGGCCAAUACCUUUAGAGGCUGCAUUAGUUACAGAACUGAUUUCAAGAGGCCCAAUUCAAAAUAAGGAAGGACCUUUUGCUACAAGGAUGAGAAGUGGUGCAAGGAUUAAGGGCCAGAAAAGGACAAUGUCUACUGCAUGGUUUUAUCGACAACUCAAUAAUGGAGAAAAAGUGCUUAGAACAUGGAUGGUAUACUCUAUGGUUAAUGAAUCUUUACAUUGUUUUUGCUGCAGGUUAUUUGCUUCUAACGAUUUGAAAUAUGUACAAAACGCUUUUGUAAGAAAUGGCUUUCAACAAUGGUGGAAACUCUAUCCAAAGGUAAAGCAGCACGAAAAUAAUUCUAUCCAUGUUGCAUCUUUUGAGAAAUGGAAAGAAAUGGAAAUGAGGAUUCGGAACAGACAAACUAUUGAUAGAUCACUUCAAGAUCAAAUUAAGAAAGAAAUGAAAAAUUGGAUUAAAGUUCUUGAACGAAUCUUAGAUGCAAUCAUGUUUCUAGCUAAGCAGAAUUUACCUUUCCGUGGUCAUCGAGAAAGCAUCGAUAACAUUAAUUAUAAUAGUGGUAAUUUUCUGGAACUAAUAAAACUUAUAGGAAAGUAUGAUCCUGUCAUGAAAGAACAUCUAGUAAGUAUUCAUUCAGCUCACCAGACACAUUUGCCAAUUUCCUAUUUGUCACCACAAAUUCAGAAUGAAUUUAUUACUCUCCUUGCACGUUGUGUAAAAGACAAAAUUUUAAGCGAAAUACGUAAAGCGAAAUACUACGCCAUUCUUUUUGAUAGCACACCAGAUGUUGCACAUAUUGAUCAGAUGACAGAAAUAAUUCGAUAUGUAAAGAUUGAUGGUGACAAAGUAGAAGUUCAGGAGAGAUUUUUGGGAUUUCUUCCCAUGAAAGAAAAAUCUGCUGAAAAAAUUGCAGAAAUGAUUGUGACAUCACUGGAUGAGGAUAAGCUGCUUAUCGAAAAUUGUCGCGGCCAAGGUUAUGAUAAUGCUGCUACAAUGUCAGUGCCUGUAACUGUUAAGAGAGUGAUUGAGACACGUUGGAGUGCAAAGCAUGACGCAGUCAAGAUCAUCAAGUCUCAUUAUGCUAAUGUUUUAGAUGCUUUGGAAGUUCUUAUGGGCCAGUCAGAAAAUGCUGAUACACUCAGUGAUGCAGGUGUUGUAUAUGCCAGUACGACUACUUUCCCAUUUUUGUGUUAUCUUCAUUUGUGGAGUAAGAUACUGCCUGAAAUAGACAAAACUCAGAAAUACCUCCAAACGAAUGGAUUGGGUCUUGAUCAGUCAGUGAUUGCUAUUAAUGCUUUAGCAUCUUUUUUCAGUAAAAAUAGAGAUAGUCUUGUUGACAAGGUACUGACUGAUGUUCAGGUAUUAUGUGAACAAAUGGAAAUCCCUAUUACAAAGCACAUACGACGAAAGAAAAAAAUGAUAGGAGAGAAAGAAGACGAUGCUGGCUUGUUACCACAACAAGAGAUACGCCGAGAUAUGUUAGAAUCUAUUGAUCGUUUGAAUCAGGAAAUUACACAGCGUUUCGAGCAACUCAAUUUGUUAAACGAACGCUUUGGAUUUUUAAACUUGAAAAUAUUGCUCGAUGAAGGUAACGAUGAAUACAUAAAACAAAAAAUUAAUGAUCUACGUACCAUCUACAACGACAUUGAUUCUGAUGAUCUCAAAUCUGAAGUAGAAAGACUGCGACGGCUUGUGAGUAGUUGUCGUUCUACUGCCCAAGACACAGACAUACCAAUAGAGUAUGAGUGGUCAGCAGAAACCUUCCUUGCAUGGAUAGUUCGAUGGGGUUUUACAGAAAUGCUACCAAAUUUGACUGUGGUCUUACGAAUUUUUUUGACUAUAAGCGCGUACAAGCUACAUUUAGUUUAA